This is a messenger RNA of Olea europaea var. sylvestris, 2547 nucleotides long. RefSeq lists its product as uncharacterized. NCBI's taxonomy places the organism in Eukaryota, Viridiplantae, Streptophyta, Magnoliopsida, Lamiales, Oleaceae. Bases 52 to 2136 code for a protein of 694 amino acids. The record is from RefSeq and is a predicted model, not a curated record. Gene Ontology annotation, molecular function: protein binding. The transcript has 13 exons.
AUUUCAGUCAACAUUUUUCAGGCUAAAAUAUCUUUUUAAACAUUUUCUGCAAUGUCCCAACUUCACUCUGCCGCCGUGAAACCGGAGCCUCCGUGCAACGAUGCCACCAUAAAGCCACCUCCACCGCAUGCGCCGACUCCACAGCCACCGAGACUCGCUGUUUUGACCGACCUUAACGCUGAGCCGCUGGAUUCCGACCUCCAAUCUACUUAUUCUCUAAAUGUCUCUAGGGUUAUUAAUGAUGAGAACAGUCAAGAUAAAAUGAGCUUGAUGGGAAAUGCAGAGGCUAUGGAUGCAGAAGCAUCACAAGUGAAAAGGUUGGGGAAAUGCCGUUCAAGAACUAGUAAAGCCGAGUACCCUCCUGAUUGCAGUGGAGCUGAUAUAGAUGCUGACCAAAAUGGUCAAGGGAACUCCACUUCUCGCGAGGAAAAAGUUAGCAGCCUCAAAACCGGGUUGGUACAUGUUGCACGAAAGAUGCCAAAGAAUGUGCAUGCUCAUUUCAUACUUGGUUUAAUGUAUCAAAGAAUGGGUCAACCUCAACAGGCGAUUCUGGCUUAUGAGAAAGCAGCAGAAAUAUUGCUUCGCUCUGAAGAAGAAAUUGACCGGCCUGAGUUGCUGUCACUGGUUCAGAUUCACCAUGCACAGUGCAUAUUGUUAGAAAGCUUGGAGAAUUGUACUUUGGAUGAAGAACUCAAACCUCAAGAACUUGAUGAAAUUUGUUUGAAGUUGAGGGAGUCUAUGAAGUCCGAUGUCAGACAGGCAUCUGUUUGGAAUACUCUUGGUUUGAUACUUCUUAAAACUGGUUGCUUGCAGGGUGCUAUAUCAGUAUUUUCAUCUUUGUUGGAUAUUGUCCCCAACAACUUGGAUUGCCUUGGGAAUCUUGGAGUCACGUAUCUUCAAAGUGGAAACGUGGAGCUUUCAGAAAAAUGUUUCCAAGACUUGGUUUUAAAAGAGCAAAAUCAUCCCGCUGCUUUAAUCAACUAUGCUGCUGCUCUUUUGUGCAGAUAUGGUUCAGUUGUUGCAGAUUUAUCUCCCUCCAUAACUGUAUUCAUGACUGCCUUUGGAAGAAUAGGAGCUGCCUUCAGAUUAAUCAGUGAUGCCACAUCUUUCUCAAUUGCCUCCGGUGAUUGUGUCAUCUUGGCCAUACUCUGGCUUAAGUGCUCCAUUGCUCUUUCCAGUGCAGGUGCUGGGGCGAAUGCUGAAGAGGGGACUUCUGCAGAUCAGGUUGCAGCUGCCAAUGUUGCCAAGGAAUGUUUAUUGGCAGCUGCAAAAGCAGAUCCCAGAGCAGCUCAUAUAUGGACAAAUCUGGCUAAUGCAUAUUAUUUGACGGGUGAUCAUAGAACGCCCGGAAAAUGCUUAGAGAAGGCUGGAAAGCUGGAGCCCAAUUGUUUGGCCACCCGAUAUGCUGUUGGAGUUCACCGAAUCAGAGAUUCGGAAAGGUCUCAGAAUCCAAAUGGACAGCUCACCUGGGCUGGAAAUGAAAUGGCCUCAAUAUUAAGAGAAGGAGAUUCUAUCUUAAUUGAGCCUCCAAUAGCAUGGGCAGGUCUUGCUAUGGUCCACAAGGCCCAACACGAAAUUGCAGCAGGAUUUGAUAUUGAACAAAAUGAACUGCUGGAAGUUAAAGAACGUGCUACAUACAGUCUAAAGCAGGCUAUAGGGGAAGACCCAGAUGAUGCUGUACAAUGGCACCAAUUUGGUCUUCAUUGUCUUAGUACCCAAGAAUUUAAAACAUCUCAGACAUUCCUGAAGGCAGCGGUUGCUCGUCUUAAGGAAUCUGUUUAUGGAUGGUCAAAUCUCGGUAUCUCACUGCAGCUAUCGGAGGAGUCUUCACAAGCUGAAAAAGUAUAUAAACAUGCCUUGUCAUUGGCUACAUCGAAACAGGGGCACACCAUAUUUUCCAACCUUGGAAAUUUCUAUCGGCAAUUAAGGAAAUUUGAAUUCGCAAAGGCAAUGUUUGCGAAGUCACUUGAACUGCAGCCGGGUUAUGCUCCUGCAUAUAAUAAUCUUGGUCUUGUGUUUGUAGCUGAGGGUCGCUGGGCGGAAGCUGAGUUCUGCUUUAACAAGGCAAUUGAGACAGAUCCGUUGCUGGAUGCAGCUAAAUCUAACAUGAUUAAAGUUGCAACGAUGUGUAAAUGAAAUACAGGCUUGGCUUCAUGUAUAUCUGAUUAGUUUGUAAAGUGACGGUGAUAGGUUGACAGUGAUACAACUCGAUGAGCAGUUAACAAAUAUACCUUAACUCUAAAGGGAGUGCAAGGCAAGUAUUGCACCUCUCUUCUGAUGUUUUUAUGUAGUCGGGUGUCGUCAAGUCAAUUCCUUUUGAAACUUUCUUGGUAUGUUUCAUUUGGAAUCAUACGCUGAGCAUGAUUGUGAAUAUCCGUUUAAUUUAGAUUCAUAUGAGAUUAUUCUCUCUGUAGCAUCUCUGUUUGUUUUCUGCUUUCUGCAUAUUUAUAUCAUGAUAUAGAUACUUUCUUGUAAACAGCAUAUUCUAUGUCGUCGGAUGUUCUCUCCAUUGUCAAAAUUCACCACUUAGCAUCAUGUUGGGUAGAA